UAAUAUCACAGUUAAUUAUUCCAUAGUUGUAUUUGAAGUUUGAAAUUGCCGGCAGCAGAAUGGCUGUUAAGGUCAUGAAAACCAUCCUCAACUUAAAUCGAUUUUCAAUCCCAAAACCUUUGCAAAAGCCUUCAAUUCCUACUCUUGAGCACACCAUAGUCGAACAAAUCAGGAUUUGUUCGAGUUUAAAGGAGCUGGAGCGUGUAUAUGCCACCAUGAUCAAGACAAAUGCAAUGCAAGACUGCUUCUUGGUAAACCAAUUCGUCAGUGCCUGCACUUCAUUUCAUUGCAUAGAUUAUGCAAUUUUAGCAUUUACCCAGAUGGAAGAACCCAACGUUUUUGUCUAUAAUGCUAUAAUCAAGUGCUUUGUCGGCUGCAAUCAACCAAUUCGAGCUCUGGAAUGUUACAUGCAUAUGCUGAGAGCCAUGGUCGGUCCUACGAGUUUUACAUAUACUUUGUUGGUUAAGGCUUGUGGUUUGGUGUCAGCGUUGCGGUUUGGGGAAGGCGUUCAUGGGCACAUUUGGAAACUUGGGUUGGAAUCGCAUACGUUUGUUCAAACUUCAUUGGUUGAUUUUUACUCUAAUAUGGGUAAAAUUAUGGAAUCAAGAAAGGUGUUCGAUGAAAUGCCUGAGAGAGAUGUUUAUGCAUGGACUACGAUGGUUGCGGCUCUUGUUCGGGCUGGGGAUUUGAGUUCUGCAAGUAGAUUAUUCGAGGAGAUGCCAGAAAGGAAUACAGCUGCAUGGAACACCAUGAUUGAUGGAUAUGCAAGAAUUAGGGAUGUGAAAUCAGCAGAGUCAUUUUUCAAUCAAAUGCCUGCAAAGGAUAUAAUAUCAUGGACUACAAUGAUCAACUGUUAUUCUCAGAACAAGCAAUUUAGAGAAGCAUUGGCUGUUUUUGAUGAGAUGAGAGCAAACAGGUUCAGUCCUGAUGAAGUGACCAUGUCAACUAUUAUUUCAGCUUGUGCUCAUAUUGGAGCACUUGAUAUAGGAAGGGAAAUACAUCUUUAUGUGGUGCAAAAUGGAUUUGAUCUUGAUGUUUAUAUUGGGUCUGCACUAGUUGAUAUGUACUCUAAAUGUGGGAGUUUGGACAGUUCUCUUUUGGUGUUCUUCAAAUUGAGAGAGAAGAAUUUGUUUUGUUGGAACUCAAUAAUUGAAGGGCUUGCACGUCAUGGUUAUACAGAAGAAGCACUGGCUAUGUUUAGCAGGAUGGAAAGAGAGGCUGUCAAACCAAAUGGGGUUACUUUCAUCAGUAUUCUUGGAGCCUGCGCUCAUGCAGGGCUAGUUGAAGAAGGCCGUAAGUUGUUUCUGAGCAUGAUGCAUGAUUAUUUGAUUCCUCCUGAAAUCGAACACUAUGGAUGCAUGGUUGAUCUAUUGAGCAGAGCUGGAUUACUAGAAGAUGCACUAGACUUGAUAAGAAGCAUGAAAUUGGAACCCAACUCUGUUAUUUGGUGUUGCUUGUUGGGUGGGUGUAAGCUUCACAAGAAUUUGGAGAUUGCUAAAGUUGCAGUCAAGGAAUUGAUGGUUUUAGAGCCAAACAAUAGUGGGCAUUAUGCCCUUUUAGUUAACAUACAUGCUGAAGCUAAUCGAUGGAGUGAGGUAGAAAAUAUCAGGCAAGCUAUGGACCAACUAGGGGUAGGAAAGAGUUGCCCUGGUUCCAGUUGGAUAAAUGGAGGGUAAAAUUCAUCACUUUGCAGCAUCACACCUAGCUGAACCAAGGCAGCAUCUUAUCAAACAUCAGUUUACUCUGCUGGUUGAUUAGUUGGGCAACUAAAGUUACCAAUCAUGUAUCUGAACUUGGCUCUAUGUUUUAGCAGCUUAGACCUUUCAGGAGAGGAAACGACACAUAUUCAACAGGGGGUGAGUAAAGUUAAGAAAUUUAUGUACCUUGUAUGAUUGAUGCCUUUCAGGUGGAAUUAAAGAACUUUGUAGAAGAAAAGAAAAAGAAGGCUCUACUUAGAGCUUUAGUGCAGCACAGCAGAGCCAGGUUAAAGGCUUGUGGAAGUAAUUUAGGAAUGAAAGCUCUGUUGAUUCCUAUGGAUAAUGGAUAGCUUAGCUUCAUUUGCUGAUUAGGCUGACAAAAUGGAUCAAGUUAUGAAGUGCUCUGUUCAGAAAGUAUGAUGGUAGAUAGAUGUUGCUUAGCCAAGGGUUCUGUUUAACUGGUGACAAAAACCCCACCUCUGUAGGUCAACCGCUUUACAAGUUAUGAUUAUUAGAAAUCAAAAUUGUGCGUCACC
Molecule: messenger RNA, 2233 nt
Organism: Rubroshorea leprosula
Lineage: Eukaryota; Viridiplantae; Streptophyta; Magnoliopsida; Malvales; Dipterocarpaceae
Source: the annotation of a GenBank genome assembly